AAAAGAGUCGUGGCAAAACAUAAUCAAGAUGGCGGACAAUGACGAAGUGACGCUUUCGAUUUCAACAGAUAAUUUUCUACGUUUAUAAGCAAAAUGGGGGCUAAACCUUCAUCUUUGAGUGAUCUCCAACACAACCCCGUGCUUCAGAGAUUCACUGGGGACGUGAGUGUUGGAGAAGACAAAGAAUUUUGGGAAGAUCUGCUGUCAUUCUCAUUUAGUGCUCCUUAUAACAGUGCUGAUGCAAGAUUAUUAGAAGAAUCGACAGAGCAAAUAUGCAGAAAUCUAGCAAGUAAUAAUUUGAAAUCCCAGAAUUUUGUUCUCCUGGUGAAGGAAUUUCUUCGAAGAGCCUCGGAACUACAUGAUCCAGAAAAAAGUGAAAACUUUGAGUUGGUGUCUGAAUUGCACAAUGCUCUCCUCCUUAUCCGUAGUUUUUGUAAAUAUUUUAUUGAAGUAUUACCACCGAGUGAUACAGUUUUACAUUUUGGAGGAAUUUUAUCGGCUAAAGUUGAUGAGGAAACAGGGAAGGAGACUUUUUGUUGUACAGAUCUUGGUGUAACUGAAGACUUGCUGUCUGGUUUGUUUGAGGUGCUGCUUAAUAUGCCUACAGAAAGCAACGAUACUUAUGCCAUCCAUAUUGAGGCCAUUAAUACCUUGCUAGUGCUGUUGUCUGUACAAAUGUUUGACAUAUCAGCAUCUUCCUAUAGUAUAUUCUAUCAUGCAAUAAUGAGAGCAAAAAAAUGUAAGCACCAAGCAAGCAAGCUUAUAGGAAUAUUAUUGCAAAAUUUUGCACAGCAGCAACCUACUCCUGACGGCUUAACAAGAAGGAGCAACGCUGGAUGGUUUUCAAGUCUCUGGUCAUGGUUUGGUAGCCAACCAACAGAAGAGGAAACCUUCCAGACCCAGUCCUUAUUGGCCAAUCAGAGCUUACUACUUUUAUUAGUUCUUGUCAAUCAUUGCACUCAGGACAGAAGAGUUUUAAACCCCUAUCGACAAGCUUUGUUUUCCUUCAAUGAUGAAAGAGCAAAAGGUACAGAAGCAAGUGAAGCUUCAUUUUUAUUCAAUAUGGAAGUACUUUAUACAAUUAUAUGCAGUGGACUAGAGUUUGACCAAACCACACUGCUGUUGUAUCUACUGCUACACAGGAACCCCAAUGUUUCAUCUUUUACAUUUGCUAGAAAAGAUAUUGACAAACUAGUAUUACCAAUUCUUAAAUUACUGUAUAGCGCAGAAGACCACAAUGCUCAUCACAUCUACAUGUCUUUGAUUAUUCUCCUUAUCUUAAGUCAAAAUGAGGCUUUUAAUAAAUCUGUACAUGAAAUAACAGUCUCAAACAUUCCUUGGUACACAGAGAGAACCAUCUCUAAUAUCACCCUUGGUGGGCUUCUUGUUCUUGUUGUUCUCAGGACUAUACAGUAUAAUAUGACCAAGAUGAGGGAUAAAUAUCUCCACACGAACUGUUUAGCAACACUGGCGAACAUGUCGUCACAAUUUCAUGCUCUUCACCCUUAUGUUACACAAAGAAUAGUAAGUUUAUAUGCACUGCUCUCCAAGAAACAUGCUAAAGUCAUGGAACUGAUCAAGCAGUUUCCUCAGAAUGGCUCAGCGAAUGGCGCAAGCAAAGAUGACACAACGGAAGAUACAGAUUAUGUUGCAGAUCUUGCUAUUUUAGAAGAAGUAAUACGAAUGGUUCUGGAAAUUAUCAAUUCUUGCGUAACAAACACGCUGCAUCACAAUCCAAACUUGGUGUACACCCUUCUACAUCGACGAGAACUCUUUGCACAGUUCAGAAGCCAUCCGACCUUCCAAGAUAUCAUCCAAAAUAUUGAUACAGUGUUGGCAUAUUUCAGUGCUCGUCUGGAGCAACAUCCCGACCAGACGUUAUCAGUGGGCGUGGUUCUAGACGUUAUUAAACAAGGAGCCUUGCAAUGGCCCAAGGAUAGACUCAAGAAAUUUCCCGAAUUAAAGUUUAAAUACGUGGAAGAAGAACAACCCGAGGAGUUCUUUAUACCUUAUGUCUGGUCGUUAGUUUACAAGUCUUCGCUGUUGUAUUGGAAUCCGGAACACAUCGAGAUAUUCCACCCGGAUUCGUGAUUCUCUGCCUCGAACUUGUUACGAAUUACGUGACAUGACGUAUGCGUUCUGUUUCGUAUGUGUUGCGUUACGUUAUGACGUCACGACAAAUUUGACAGCCAUUAGAAGAGAAAGUAGUCCUUUUGAUAUUGUCUUGACACUAAUACCAUAUAUUAAUAAGCUAUCAAAAUUUUAAUAUUUCUAAAAUAAUCUUUAUAGAAUUAAGAUAGUUGUUCAAUGUAAAUAUACCUAUUUUAAUGUUACAGAAUUUGUCAGGCAAUAAAUAUUACCAAUAACUGA
Exaiptasia diaphana is the source of this 2370-nucleotide messenger RNA. RefSeq names its product dymeclin. The record is from RefSeq and is a predicted model, not a curated record. Bases 94 to 2091 code for a protein of 665 amino acids. The transcript has 16 exons. Lineage: Eukaryota; Metazoa; Cnidaria; Anthozoa; Actiniaria; Aiptasiidae. Gene Ontology annotation, biological process: Golgi organization. Gene Ontology annotation, cellular component: Golgi apparatus.